UAUCCAUCCAGACAUCACUCGAUCUCUCGAUCUCUCGACCUCGUCUCUCCGCCUCUCUCAUCACAGAUCCCUCCCAAGGUAUCUCCAGCUCUUCAUCUUCCCAGCUGCCCAUCUGCCCAUCUGCCCAUCUCCCCAUCUAUUUCUUCCAUUGCAAGCCGCAACCUAGCCAGUAACUCUCUCCCAUAGCCAGUCGAGGCCAUGGCGCAGUCUCUCCAGCACUUCGGCCGUGGAGCCCUCCGGGUGGCCAAAAACUACACUAAGGGGUACAGCGACACCCAAACCAAAGUGCGCGAUGCGACGUCGAACGACCCAUGGGGACCCUCAGGAACGCAGAUGAAUGAAAUCGCCCAGCUCACAUACAACCAGGGUGACUUUGUCGAGAUCAUGGAGAUGCUGGACAAGCGUCUCAACGACAAAGGCAAGAACUGGCGACAUGUGUUCAAGGCGCUCACAGUCCUUGACUACUGCCUGCACGCUGGCUCCGAGAACGUCGUCGUGUACUUCAAAGACAACCUGUACAUUGUUAAGACGCUCAAGGAGUUUGUCUAUGUCGAUGACCAGGGCAAGGACGUGGGCCACAAUGUCCGCCAAAAGGCCAAGGACAUCACGAACCUGCUGCAGGAUGAGGAGCGACUGCGCACGGAGAGGCGGCAGAGAGGUGCCAUGCGUGAUCGCAUGCUGGGCAACAUCGCAGACAGCGGUCUGCAGGGCGAGGAUGACUUUGGUGACCGACGCAACGGUAACGCCCCGCGGCGACCGCGGCCGGCCAACUAUCGCGCACCAUCGCGAGACGAGGACGAGGAGCUCCAGCGGGCGCUCCAGGAGAGCAUGGACACGAGCCGUGAGGAGGACAGGAGACGCUCGCAACGGGUCAAGGAGGAAGACGAUCUGCAGAAGGCGAUACGACUGUCUGAGGAGGAAGAGGCGCGCAAGAAGCGAGAAGCCGAGGAGGCUAACCAGCGCGCCUUAAUGGACGACAACUUCCAGCUUGAGUCGAACAACCAGUACUCUCAACAGAAUCAGAACCAGCAGGGCAUGGGAAUGAUGAACACCGGCUUCCCACUCGUUGACACGAGCACCGGUUGGCCGGGCCAGCAGCAACCCCUCCAGCCCCAGUUCACGUCCUACAACCCUUUCUAUGCGCAGAUGCUCGCUCAGCAGCAACAGCAGCAGGCGCAGCAGCAGCAACAACAGCAGAUGAUGCAGCAGCAGCAGAUGCUGGAACAGCAGCGCCAGCAGGAGGAGUAUAUGCGGCAGCAAAUGAUGAUGCAGCAACAGCAAAGCCUCAUCCCGCAGCACACAAGCGUGGGCUCGAACAAUCCAUUCGCGCCGCGCCCACCUCAGCAGAGCCUGCUUGACCAGGGUACCAGCAACCAGAGCCAGAACAACAACAACAACAACAACAACAACUCCUUGUUCUCCAACUCGUUCUUGUCUCCUUCCAACCCACAGCAAAACCAGCCCACCUCUCCCAUUCAAUCGCCCAUCUCCCCAUCGCCGGCAUCUCCCGCAAAGCCCGCAUGGCAGCCGGCCGCAAAGAAGGACGACGGGCAGCACGCGCACCUUGCUAACCUCAUUGGCGCGGGUCGUGAGGAUGGCAUUGACACGUUCGGCAACGUCGGCAACCUUCGUUUCGGCGCCAAUAACCCGUUCGGCGGGGUCGGCAGCCAGCCGACUGGGUUUGGGGGGCAGCAGGGCUUCGGGGGUCAACAGAACUUUGGGGGUCAGCAGGGCUUUGGCGGCCAACAGCAGCAGAAGCAGAACAACGAUCAGCCUUUCUUCCAGAUCUGAGUUGCGAGUUUGACUGUGGUGUAGGCACGUUGCAAGUCAGCAAGUCAUGCGGAUGGCAUUACCGAGGGUACCCAGACGCCUUUCUAGACGGGAUUUUGUAGUUGUCGGUUGAUUAUGCAUGGUCCGUUCUGCGAUG
Messenger RNA from Cutaneotrichosporon oleaginosum, 1927 nucleotides. The record is from RefSeq and is a predicted model, not a curated record. NCBI's taxonomy places the organism in Eukaryota, Fungi, Basidiomycota, Tremellomycetes, Trichosporonales, Trichosporonaceae.